Messenger RNA from Microthlaspi erraticum, 516 nucleotides. The record is from the annotation of a GenBank genome assembly. NCBI's taxonomy places the organism in Eukaryota, Viridiplantae, Streptophyta, Magnoliopsida, Brassicales, Brassicaceae.
AUGUGUAAAGGAUUUGGAUCUAGCCUCACGGGACCAGCCCUUCAGUGGUUUACGAACCUACCGAACGCGUCAAUCGACUCGUUCGCGUCAUUGACGGACCGCUUUGUUGAGCAAUUCGCGAGCAGCAGGAACAUAGAAAGGACAGCCGACGAUCUCUAUGAGGUGAUACAGAAGAGAGGAGAACCGUUGCGUAAUUACGUAGACAGUGACCUGUACAAGGAGCUGACGAAGUACCAGUGCAGAACGAUGGAAGACGUGCUGUCUAGAGCAUGGGCUCAAAUAAGAGACCUCGCAAUGAAAGCACUAGCAAGCGAAGCGACUAUAAGAGUAGUCAUCGUCCAUCAGCCAAAUAGAAGACGACCGACGACCAACAUCACAUGGCCAGACAUCAGCAAUCUCUCGAUCUCUCAUGGUGAGCUGGUUGGUGCGUUGAAGCAGUUAGGCGGAGUGGUGAGAUGGCCCAAAGAUGAAAGCACCAGACGAGAAGCGCGACUCAAAGUGGUGCGAGUUCCAUAA